AUGACCCUGAUAACCGCACCCCUGCCGCCUCCCAAGCAGAUCCGCUUUGUAAACAACCAAGGCCAACCCCCUUCCAAGAGGCGGAGAAUCAACGCAGCAUGCUUGACAUGCCGCAAGCGGAAGACCCGAUGUGCCGGUGAGAAACCGGUCUGUUCGACCUGCACCAAGAACGGUCAUCAGUGUCAAGGUUAUAACGAUCUGGUUGAGCGAAAGAAGGAGGACGGCCGGAGCAACGGCAUAACGAAAAUGACGAAAGGUGAUCACAACAACGUUGCCGGGGUAAAGAGGGAGGCGGAUGAUGAUGAGCAUUCCGACUACGAGGACGAGGAGGAGGAAGACGACCUUCCGCAAUGGAAGAGCAAGACGGCCCCGGCAGGCAAAACGGCCGGCUUUGCUGUUGUUGAUGGAGAUGCUUCCAUGAGGCGUGAUUCGAUCCCAAACCACAAUUAUUCAGGCACCCGACCACGAGGACCUAGUAAUGAUUGGGGUCAAGAUUCAAGGUCACCGAGUUCUACAAGAACGGCGAGACAAUCCAACUCAAACGGCCGCCGAUCACCGACACUGCAUCACAACCACACCGUACGAAGAAGGGACCGUAUACCAUAUUUCCGUUAUUUCGGUCCCACGGCUAUUGUCCCUGGGUUCAAGCAAAACCUGCCCAAAGAGCCCUCGCAUAGGGACCCACGGUUUAUGAGACCUGGCUCGUCAGUCGCAACGACACCGACGCCACCACAUCACAUACAGCCCAGAACGAUCCAAGAAACACUCAAGGAUAUUCCUACCCUGGAAGACAUGCCAGUAUACUCCACCGACGACUCUAAGCCGGUACCCGAAAUCAUCAAAGUCUUGGUCAAGACCUUCUUUGUUCGUCUGGGUUGCAAUUAUCCCUUCUUGAAAGAGGAACGCUUCAUGCGCCAGCUUGAGGCGAAGCAGGUAGAGCCCAUCCUGGUCGAUGCCAUAUGUGCGCUGGCUGCCCGGUUCUCUGAGCUGCCUACCUUCACCACGGAGCAGGACGGCACCAGAGUGCCCAAAUCCGAGUAUGGUGAUGUUUUCGCUCAACGAGUCAAGAAUGCCACUGUUGACACAUGGUCCUGCCCGUCAGUCGCGGCUGUCCAGGCCCACCUGCUCAUGGCAUAUGAGGCUUUCGGCGCAAACCAAGACAGUGCACUUUGGAUGUAUCUGGGUGCUGCUAUCCGCAUGGCUCUUGACCUAGGGCUUCAGAAGCAGGAGGGUGUCAAAUACCAAGGUUCCCGUGAUCCGUGGUACACCAGGAGGUGGCUGACUAAAUACAACGAUGACGGGAGCUCGCCUACGGACGACCAGGAAGAGGAGGAAGCAAUUAGUCAGGAAGAACAAAAGGAAGUGGAGCAGGCACGCAUCGACACGUUCUGGGCAGUCUUCAUGCUGGAUAGAAUCAUCUCCUCCGGCACGGGCAGGACAGUCACUUUGCGAGACGAUGACAUGGAUUUGGAGAUUCCCGAACCAACUCUCGAUGAACAAGGAUGGCCAGAUCCCUUCCCAGCUUGCAUCAAGAUAAUUCACCUCUACGGUCGAGCGUCAGAUGUUCUCAACAACAUCAGAAAUGCGAAUGAUCUUACGGAGGAGAGCAUGAAGAAGCUGCGGCAGAUGGAAAGCGACUUGACGAUUAUCUAUUCGAAACAACACGAGCGGCUGGUAUUCAAUACGCACAACUUCAAGCACUAUGUCGAGGCUGGCCAAGGCACCAUCUUCAUACUGCUUCAUUUCUGGUUCCAUGCCAUGAUCAUCAUGCUCCAUGAGCCAGCACUGCUCACGCCAUUUGGUAAACUCACCAACAUCCAGCUGCUGUCUAACAGUCGUGAGCUGGCCAGAUCGAGCGCGAAGACCAUUGCGGAUAUUGUUGCGUUUGCCGAACUCAUCGAUCCUCAGAGCUACAUUGGUAAUCCGUUCACUUCGCAGCCGAUCUUCAUCGCCGGAUGCGCCUUCCUCAAGGAAUCCGCAUUGAGUGCUUCAAGCCCACCAUCACGCGAGCCAUCACCAGGACCCAGCAAUAAGAGUAACCCCACUUCAAGGACACAUAGCGGACGUUUAGGCAUACCGACCGAGAAUAGGCCGCGACACUCCUUGCUCACUUCAGCCGCGGCUGCAAACUACGCGCGCUGUUCCCAAGCACUUUCACGCGUUGAACAGUACUGGGCAGGAGUCGGGUACAUCAUCAACGCCAUGGAGCAGAGGUCACAGGGCAUUGAAGACUGUGAGACGUUUGCACCGGGUGAGCUCGAGCGUGUGCUUGCUCGGACUCGCCAGGCUUCGGUUCAGCGACUGAUGCAGUUUGAGAACCCGAUCCCACCUUCGCCAGGCGUGCCACCUAUUGCCUUUUCGCUUACUGGUACGACGAACUCGCCCAACUCGAAUCUAACGAGGCUGUAUACGAACCCAUCCGGCACGACAAACUCGCCUAGCGCUAACUUGACGAGGUUGUAUACGAACCCAUCUGGAAUGACGAACUCGCCCAACGGCAACUUGUCGAGGUUAAAUCCAAACACGUCCAAUCCCUCCGUGUCCAAUCCUUCCAUGCCACGAGCUGCUUCGCCUCUUCCGCCUCCACCGCAACCUACCACGGCCGCGACGCCACCAGGAAACAUGAUCUAUGAUCCGAUCCGACAGGAUACGCCAACGGUGAUGUUCCAUCCGCCGCCGCCAUAUCCGCAGCCUGCUGUUUCGGCAGUAAGGUAUCAAGGUCGUUCAUCUUCGUUCAACCACCUCCGCGAUAGGCGUUCCACUUCCACUCUAAGCAGGGGAACAUCCCUCAAGUACGAAACACCAGGCUCAGAUGACAUGACGGUGGGAUCAGACAGUCCAACCAUCAGUGAAUCGAACUUCAACGCCUAUGGGAAGAGUCUCAGCCCAGCCUUACCACCGCUCGCGCCUCCACCUCAGCGGCAUUCAUACAUGAACACUCCAUCAACGCAACAUUCAAGCAACACUCCAUUCGAUAACGCCCUCUUAUCGCCCUCAUCGGGAACCAUGACAGAUCCAGGAGGGAUGCACCAUCAGAAUCAGAAUCAACAUCACAAUAACCAUCAACAGCAACAGCAACAUCAUGGGCACAGUGGUCAUAACGGCUCGCCUUCCUACCAGAACCAAAACCAGAAUCCUUACCAACAGCAACAGCAGCACCAUAACUCAUACGGCAACGGCAACCACAACAACAAUACCAACAACAGCAACGGCGAUACUCACAAUGCCUGCUAUCCUCAACCGACGUCAAGGCCCAGCCCCAGCCCUGGACUGGGCGUAGUCGACCCCUUCAAUCAAAACACCUUUUCCACAGGCCUUUACUCGGCAUUCACGCCCGACUUCAUGUUUGAGUGCGACGAGAUCAACCUCCAAAACCUACCGGACGUUUUGGGUCUGGACCCCGUCGGGGACAGUAACAUGAUGGAGUCACUAUCUAGUAUUGACGCGUAUGCCUGGUGUGGGCUAUUUGACGAGAGCUUUAUUACAGGCGGCGAGGGUAGCGGGAAUGGCAGUGGGAAUGGGUCGGGUAGUAACGGCAACGGUAGAGGAAACGAUGAUGAUAGUGGAGGAGGACGGCGAGGAGGUGAUCAUGGAAAUAGGCAUGGGAACGGACAAGGAGGAGGUGGUGAUGGACAAGGUGGUGGUCAUAGACAGGGACACUGA
Messenger RNA from Sordaria macrospora k-hell, 3663 nucleotides. RefSeq lists its product as uncharacterized. NCBI's taxonomy places the organism in Eukaryota, Fungi, Ascomycota, Sordariomycetes, Sordariales, Sordariaceae. Gene Ontology annotation, biological process: regulation of DNA-templated transcription; DNA-templated transcription. The record is from RefSeq and is a predicted model, not a curated record. Gene Ontology annotation, molecular function: DNA binding; DNA-binding transcription factor activity, RNA polymerase II-specific; zinc ion binding.